GGCAGGGAGAGAGGCAGUCAACUUGACCUUCACCAGAGCAGUUGUCGACCCUAUCAGAUUGAUCAAGGAAGGGACUAAUACAUACUCCCUCACACCGGGGACACACAUACUAACACACUAGUGGGGAGACCAGGGCAGAGACCAGACACACACACUCCCUCACCUGGACUAUAUUCUUUACGCUCCAGCUCUACUGGUUCACCUCUUUCCUGACUCGACUGAAGGAACAACAGGCCCAGCAAUACUGAGAUUGUGCCAUAAGUUGAUUGCUCCACACAAAUUUCUCCAUCCUUACCCUAGCACACCCUCCGGCCCUGUCUCCAGCUGCAGUGAUGGGAGCAUAUAGGAGAGUUUGGAGGUUGGGGGGCUGCGUCGGGGCGGUGUUGGCCUGGAUUGGGGCACUGUUCCUGGGUUCCAGCUUGGCCCAGCCUCCCGCUGACUCCUGUCCUACGGGAGUCACUCCCUUGAACCUGAGCCAGCCCCAGUACCAGUCAGUCCCAGGAGCAGACACAGGCUUCAUGUCCGGGGUGGUCCAGUCCUUCCUCCACACCGUCCAGCCCAACCCCUUCCCCAAAGAUUUGCUGGUGAAUUUAUUGGAGGAAAAUGGCAAUAUAUACCACGACGACAAGACCAUUAAAGAGGUCCUUCUCUAUGAAGUUGGUUUCCUAGUGUGUGCUGCUAUAGGGAUCGUGUACAUUAUCCUGAUGCCCCUGGUGGGGUUCUGCCUGGCCUGCUGUCGCUGCUGUGGACGCUGUGGAGGACACAUGUACCAGAAGCAGACUAAAGCUGUCCACUGUCACAGGAGAGGAUUCUACUGGGCUACGUUACUCACCACGCUAGUCAUACUUUCAGGGAACAUCUGCAUGUUCUUCAGCAACCAGUUUCUGAAAGGGAGUGUCGAGGACAGCUCUGUGGAACUCAACAAUACACUUGACAACCUCCAAACCUACCUCACUGCUGUCCCACAGCAAAUUGAUAGUGUGCUGAUAGGGAGCAAUGAGAGAGUGGAUGAAGUCACCAGAAGCCUCAAUAAUAUAGGUAAUCUGCUGGGCAAGGAGAUCCAGAGAAGGCUAGAGGGCCCCCUGAAACCUUCCCUGCAGUCUGUCAGAGAUAUAGCCAAUGUGGUGAACAGUACCAGUGUCCUGCUGGUGAGGUUAGACUCUACUCUAACCCAGGUCCGGUCUGAUGUAUCUGUGGUCCAGGCUAAUGUUAGCUCUGUCAGAGACCGCAUCAACAACACACUGAGAAACCCUAACUGUACUGCGUGCUCGGCCUAUCAGUCAGAGCUACAGAAACUAACAUUUGCCACCACUAUCGCUGUCCCCAGUCUGAGUGAGCUGCAGUCGGCCGUUAAUAACGUCACCGAGGCUGAUCUAAACUCUAAAGUGAAAGAGGGAGAAGACUUCUUUGCCAGUAUUCCCCAAAAAGUGACCAACGACACCAAGGACGUGGUACAGAAUGUGAAGCAGCAGCUUGAAGACAUCAAGAGGCAAAUCUCUGAGGUGAAGGGAAACAUCCCUGUCUCUACCCUCAGAAACAUCUCAGACACACUGGGAGAGGCUCAGAGAUACAUCGGCAUGUACUCACAACAGUCAGAGAUGGUAGAGAUGAUCAGGUGGGGUGUGUGUAUUAUCCUGAGCUGUGCAGUUCUCCUGGUUGUAGUGUGUAACCUCCUGGGUCUGUUUUUGGGCCCGGUUGGACUAAUCCCAAAGGACAAGCCAACAGAACGAUCCAGCACCGCAGACUGUGGAGGAACCUUCCUCAUGGCGGGUGCAGGGCUAAGUUUCCUGUUUUCCUGGCUCUUCAUGCUGGUGGUGUUAGUACUGUUUAUACUGGGAGGAAAUGUCUACACACUCAUCUGCCAGCCCUGGCGCAGUGGACAGCUACUACAGUUUGCUGACACUCCAGGCCUGAUACAUGGCUUCAAUUUAGGAAAGACACUGGGCCUGAAGAGCAACCUGACACUCACUGAAGUAUACAAUGAUUGUGAAAAGAACAGGCCUCUAUGGACAACACUCCAUCUGUAUGAUCUCAUAGACCUCAAUGCUUUGCUCAACGUGUCCAAAUACACAGAAGAGAUUCAGCAGCACUUUGACAGGAAUGAGAUCAAACUGUCGACCGUCACCCUGCUCACCCGUGACAUACGCAAUCAGCUACACAGCUUCUCUGACAAGGCCCAUGAUGUCGACUUCAGCUCUGUCACACAGCAGAUCAACAAUAUUUCCAGCAUUGAUCUGAAUGAAACAGCAGACAGGCUAGACCAACUGGCUGCUGCUCAAACUGGUGUUAAAUUAGAGCUGACACGGGAGGCUGCAGACCUGAGAGAGAUCCAGUUCUACAUUAACACUGCCAUCAUCCCACAACUGACUCAUUUGAACUCCACCAUAGAUGCCCUCGGUGUCAUAGCGUCACACAUCGAUCGCACAGUCAGAGAUGUGUUGAGGGAAGUGGGAACAGCUCAAGACUUCCUCAACACUAACACUUCACGGAUUGUCAAGGCCGAGAGUAGGGGGUUCCUAGACUGUCAGAUGGGGUACUUCACGGCGUAUGCUGACUGGGCUAAUUUCACGAUCACUCAGCAGGUUGGUCUCUGUGGCCCAGUGGCUGAAGCUAUGGACUCAGCUGAGGUUAUAGUCUGCUCAAACAUGGUGCAAUCUCUGAAUGCAUUCUGGUUCAGCCUGGGCUGGUGUAUGAUCUUCCUGGUCCCCAGCAUCGUCUUCUCCAUCAAACUGGCCAAGUUCUACAGGAGGAUGAAGCACAGUGAUAACUACGACAACCACAUAGCCAUGAGCAUCAUCCCCCGAGCCCAAGUCCAACCCUACUGAGCUGAGGGAAAGAGGACUGGCCAGGACUGUUACUGCUCUCAGGGACUACCUAAAAC
Oncorhynchus gorbuscha (pink salmon) is the source of this 2881-nucleotide messenger RNA. RefSeq names its product prominin-1-A-like. The record is from RefSeq and is a predicted model, not a curated record. The transcript is spliced from 24 exons. Gene Ontology annotation, cellular component: apical plasma membrane; prominosome; cell surface. The coding region runs from base 333 to 2825 and encodes 830 amino acids. Lineage: Eukaryota; Metazoa; Chordata; Actinopteri; Salmoniformes; Salmonidae. Gene Ontology annotation, molecular function: cholesterol binding.